AGUAGAAUCGAGAACUCUGUUACUGCAAGUUAACACUUAAAUUAUGAAAUUUAUAUAAAAAAGAGAUAAAACUAAAGAGAAACAAACACGUACGUUUAGUCAAAAAAAGCGAUAAGAUAAUUCCUGUUCUUUUUUUUUUGGUGGUAUAUAAAAGUGGCUGUUCUGCAAAACGGUCAGUUCAGUUGGCAAACGAAAUUGAAAGUGAAUUCUUCAAGUAAAAGCAAUGGCAUUUUGUUGUUUGAGUCUUUAUCUGAUUGGCGCCGUAGUGGCGUUAAUCUUGCUAUAUCUACAUCGUCGGUAUACCUAUUGGUCGCGACGUGGAGUGGUUCAGCUGAAUCCCAAAUGGAUCUAUGGCAACAUGGACAAGGUUGGCAAAACUCAAAGUCUCCGGGAUCCCUUCCGUGAGUUAUACAAUACAUUCAAGGGCAAGGAGAAAUUCGGUGGCUUUUAUGUGGGAAUGCGUCAGACGGCAGUGUUACUUGAUUUGGAUUUGAUCAAACUGGUGAUGAUCAAAGAUUUCCAGAACUUUGCCAAUCGCGGCAAUUACUACAAUGAACAAGAUGAUCCACUGAUGGCUCAUCUCUUUAACUUGGAUGGUCAGAAAUGGCGCAAUAUGCGAACCAAACUCACUCCAACAUUUACCUCACUCAAAAUGCAUCACAUGUAUCCGACAAUUGUGGAAAUCGGCGAUCGAUUUAUAAAUUUGAUGAACGAGGAAAUGCUUAAAGCUCGUGCCGUAUCCAACAAUGGUGAAGCAGCUGUUGAGGUCAAGGAUCUAUUGGCUCGUUUCACCACCGAUGUCAUAGGCAGUUGUGCCUUUGGCCUGGACUGCAACAGUCUCAAGGAUCCCAAUGCCGAGUUCCGUUCCGUAAGUCGGCGAAUGCUUGCACAACGUCGUCAUGGUCCCAUUGCCAUGAGUUUUAUGGGCACUUAUCCCAAUUUGGCUCGUAAAUUGCAUAUGAAAUUUCUUCCGGACUAUGCCGCAGAGUUUUAUUUACGUGUGAUUAAGGAAUCGAUAGAUCAUCGUGAUAAAAAUAAUAUCGAACGAGGCGAUUUCUUGAAUCUAGUGAUGGAGAUGCGUGAAGCUGUUGACGGAAUGACUUUUAACCAAAUAGCAGCUCAAUGUUUUGUUUUCCUUUUGGCUGGCUUUGAGACCAGUUCAAGCACCAUGGGUUUUGCUCUCUACGAGUUGGCUUUGAAUCAAGAUGUUCAAGAGAAAGCCAGACAGGAGGUUAAAGAGAUAUUAGCAAAACACGGUGAAUUUACUUAUGAGGCCAUGAAGGAAUUAAAAUACUUACAGCAAGUGUUGUAUGAAACCAUGCGCAAGUGGCCAAUUCUUCCUAUUUUAACUCGCCUAACCGAAAAGGAUUAUCCAGUUCCUGGCACUAACUCCCAAGUCUUUGAAGCUGGCACUCAAUUGAUUAUACCCGCUGAUGCCAUACAUCAUGAUCCCGAAAUCUAUCCCGAUCCGGAGAAAUUCGAUCCAGAACGUUUUAGCCACGACGCUGUGGAGAAACGUCAUGCCAUGACCUGGCUGCCGUUUGGUUCGGGUCCUCGGAAUUGUAUUGGUUCUCGUUUUGGUGAAAUGCAAUCGAUUGUUGGCUUGGCUCUGCUUCUAAAGAAGUUCAAAUUUCUACCAGCCAAAGAGACGCCCAUACCAUUGCAGCUCAAUAAAAAAUCUUUCCUAUUGACAUCCGAUUCGGGAAUCGUAUUGGAUGUUCAAUCGAUUUAGUUUCUUUAUAAUGUAAAUACUUCAUUUCAAAAUUGUUUUCAUUUUAUAAAUCUAAUAAAUCCAUAUUCAAUUAAUGCAAUAUUAA
Messenger RNA from Drosophila willistoni, 1817 nucleotides. Its product is annotated as cytochrome P450 6a8. The transcript is spliced from 2 exons. The record is from RefSeq and is a predicted model, not a curated record. The coding region runs from base 224 to 1732 and encodes 502 amino acids. Gene Ontology annotation, molecular function: heme binding; oxidoreductase activity, acting on paired donors, with incorporation or reduction of molecular oxygen; monooxygenase activity. Lineage: Eukaryota; Metazoa; Arthropoda; Insecta; Diptera; Drosophilidae.